This is a messenger RNA of Tachysurus vachellii, 963 nucleotides long. RefSeq lists its product as uncharacterized. The coding region runs from base 150 to 842 and encodes 230 amino acids. The transcript has 2 exons. Lineage: Eukaryota; Metazoa; Chordata; Actinopteri; Siluriformes; Bagridae. The record is from RefSeq and is a predicted model, not a curated record.
ACGGCGCACUGUACACACUCUGAUGUCUGUUCUUCAUCUUCCCCCCCUUUUUUCGCGCCAUAACUUUCUUUGUUUCACACCUGUGCUAGGGCUCAUUCACUCUUCAGCUCUUCAUCUCUCUCGCUUGAGACCACCUGAAAACUCGCAUCAUGAGAUCAUCAGUAUUUCUCAGAGCACUACUCUGUUUGCUCCUCUCUACGGUUCCUGUGCUUUGUGGAGUAUCAGCUAUCACCACAAAUGUAAUGGCUUCAACCCCAGAAGGCAACGAGAACGUGACUAACAGUGAAUCUCCUACAACUGCAUCUCCAGGUACUGUCAUCACCACUACAGCUCAAAUAACGACCACAAUCAAGAGCACGUCCUCAGGAGCUCAGGUCCCUAAAACGUCAGCUGCAACCAUCUCACCCCCGACUUCCAGGUACGGUGUCAGCGUGGCCUUGUGCCUGAUCCUCUUCAUCUGCUUCUUAAUCCUGCUCUUCUUCUGCGCUUAUAAAUGGUACAUUCGUAACGGACGUCCCUCCUUCACGGAAACUCGUAGAAGAUUAGCAGAAUGGGUGAGGAACGCCUGGGUGGCGGCUGGUCUGAGACCGUCUUCCAAAGACGACGAGGAGGAAGAGGAGGAUGAGGAGAAGGAGGCAGGAAAAGAGGCAGAAGAAGAUAAAAAUCAAGGACAGUAUGCCGAAGACGACGGAGGUGACAGCGAUUCUUCUGAUUACUCAAACAUGGAAGGUCUUACUGUGUCAAAAAAAACGGAAGAAAACGACGGAGAUGAUGACAUGUCGUCAGUGGAGCUCAAGAACGAGAAGACAGAGAGAGAGAAGGACGAUCUUACGGUGCUGUGAAAACAUGAUCAGCAAAUUCGUUCCAUUCACCUGCCUUAUAAAUUUACAUGAAUUUAUUCAAAAUCAUUUGCAUGUGUGUUUGCAUUGUAUUUACAUUACGAAUAAAUGAAUACUUAGUGAA